CUCUCUCUCUCUCACACACACAAAACACACACACACAAUCUCUCUCUCUCUCUCUCUCUCUCUUUCUCACUCCAAAAUUCGCCGUCUCUUCUCUCUCUACACUCCCCCGUUCAUCUCACUCUCGCUGUAGUCGCAAAUCAAGGUCCUCUAAUCAGCCAUGGAAAAUGCAAAUCCUCCGCCAACUCCUAGUGCGCAAGUGGUUGGAAAUGCCUUCGUUGAGCAGUAUUACCAUAUCCUCCAUCACUCUCCGGAGCUGGUUUACCGAUUUUACCAGGAUUCGAGUGUGUUAAGUAGACCAGAUUCUAGUGGUCUUAUGACAACUGUGACGACAAUGGAAAGCAUAAACGAUACGAUAUGCUCCUUGGACUACAAGAACUACAAGGCGGUGAUAAAAACUGCUGAUGCUCAAAAUUCCUUUAAUGAGGGGGUGAUCGUCCUUGUCACAGGGUGCUUGACUGGAAAGGACAAUAUGCAAACAAAGUUCGUACAGACAUUUUUUCUUGCUCCUCAAGACAAAGGGUACUAUGUUUUAAAUGAUGUUUUCAGGUAUGUGGACGAGAGUGAUCCAGAAAUUAGGGCAGUGGUGCCAAUUGUGGUUAAUGACAUACCAUCAAGUACUAUGACACAAGAUCAAGAGCCUCCUCAGGUGGUUGAUCCUCUUAAACCAGAUGACACAACUCCUCACAUGGAGGAAAUUAAGACUAUUGAGGAGAAAGAAAACGACAAAGUGGUCGAUGAGAGACCAGUUAUUGACAAUAGAGAUAUUGUGAUGGAAACUGAAGUUCAUUUAAAAGAGAAUCAUGCAUCGGUAGCAGAAGAACGAGUAACUUUGGCAUCUCAAGAGGAUGCUCCAAAGAAGUCAUACGCAUCAAUUCUUAGCUCACAAACAAAGAAGGCUCCUACUAAAGUAUAUAUUCCUGCAAAUACAGCAAGAGUAUCUUCUGCAAAGACUGAGAAGCAAUCCAUUAAUCCAGUUACAGAGGCUUUGACCUCUGAAGCAUCAGCUCCUCUUGCACCUGUAAAUGCACCAGAAAGUGAUGAUUCGCAGGAUGAAGUUGAUGGUCAUUCUAUAUACGUCCGCAAUUUGCCUCCAAAUGCAACCGUUGCUCAACUUGAAGCUGAAUUCCAGAAAUUUGGACCUAUUAAGCAAAACGGGAUCCAAAUCAAAAGUAAUCAGCCAACAGGAUUCUGUUAUGGCUUUGUCGAGUUUCAAGAAUUCAGCUCCAUGCAAAGUGCAAUUAAAGCUUCUCCUAUCAUGAUCGAGGAUCAUAAGGUUUCUGUGGAGAUAAAGAGAACCACAACCCGAGCCCCCCUUGCAGUCGGUGGAGGGAGGGGUCGUUUUACAAGUCCACGUGGAGCGUUUCGUGGAGAUAGUAACUUCAGGGGUCGUGGAAACUUCAACGGGGGUCGGAGCUAUAUGGGAAAUGACAGCUUCAGGGGUCGAGGAAAUUUUAGUGGGGCCCGCAGGAGAGAAGGCUAUCAACAAGGAAGAGGAACGGGCCCAAAUCCUGAUUUGGCUUCUCCGUAAAUUCAAAGUGAGAUUUAUAUAUAAAUAUAAAUAUAAUCGGUACCAAUUUUGAUAAGAGUUUUUACUGCAUAUGUGGUCACCUGAACGGUAAAAUGAGACUAUUCUUAGUUUAGUUACCAGUAAUUCUUUUUAAAUGUAGAAGGAAGGGAGGCCAUUUCACAGCGUUGAGGAAUGUUAUUCGUAAAAUGACCAAAUGUUAUUUGUCUGGUGAGGAGUUUUCUUGGUCUUUGCAUA
Messenger RNA from Erythranthe guttata (spotted monkey flower), 1762 nucleotides. The record is from RefSeq and is a predicted model, not a curated record. Lineage: Eukaryota; Viridiplantae; Streptophyta; Magnoliopsida; Lamiales; Phrymaceae.